Molecule: messenger RNA, 1475 nt
Organism: Gastrolobium bilobum
Lineage: Eukaryota; Viridiplantae; Streptophyta; Magnoliopsida; Fabales; Fabaceae
Exons: 2
Coding region: 29-1300 (423 amino acids)
Source: RefSeq, a predicted model, not a curated record
AGGUGCAAUUUGAAGAAGAAGAAGAAGAAUGAUGAUGAAUGUUAUAGGGUUGAGCCUGUUGGUGACUUCACUUGCAGCAGCGGGUAUCUUGUCUCCGAGUCCGAUCGCAGACACACAACAGAUUGUGAAAGAAGGGCACAGAGUUGUGGUUGUUGAAUACGACAAAGAUGGUAAGCAGAACACCAAAAUCUCAAUCUCCCCCGAACAACACCAUCACGAUAACGUCUUAGACAAUGCCAAAGAUAAGAUCAAAGAGGCUGCUUCCGUUCUCCCUAACAUGGGUAUGGGUCAAGGCAUUUCACACGACCUCCCUCCUCAUCCUCAAGAUGCGGCGGCCUUUCUUCAUGCUCCGACCGAACUCAUUUGCGAUGCCUUUGGAAAAUGCAAGCAUAAAAUUGCCACUGCUAUGGGCAAGGCCAAGGAUAAGUCUCAAGAGACCCUCCAUAACCAGAAGGAAGCAGCACGUGAUGUUGGUAAUACUCUUUCCGAUGCUGUUGGCAAGGCUAAAGAAACCGUCUAUGAUAAAGCCCAUGAUGUCCACGAAUAUGCAAGAGAGUCUGUUGAUAAAGCUAAGGACACGGGCCAAACCGUUAAGGAUCACGUAGUUAGAAACGUGUCGGAGGCGAGUGAUAGUGUGAAAGAUGCAGUGAAGCGUGUGGCAAGCAAUUUAUCUACGGAGACCCUCAAUCCUUUGAUGGGAGUGGCUAACUUGCUGGGGUUUGCCACGGCUUAUGGAAUGUGUGUGUGGGUCACGUUCAUCUCCAGCUAUGUGCUGUCGAGGGCUAUGCCAAGGCAACAAUUUGCUGUGGUGCAGAGUAAGAUAUACCCUGUUUAUUUCAGGGCCAUGGCUUAUAGUAUUGGGAUUGCUUUGUUGGGGCAUGUCUUGAGCCAUAGAAAUAGGCUCUUCUUCAGCAAGGCAGAAACAUUGCAAGCAUAUAACCUUCUCGCCUCGCUUAUAGCAGUUUUCGUCAAUUAUGUUUACCUGGAGCCUCGGGCCACUAAGUUGGUGUUCGAAAGGAUGAAAAUAGAAAAAGAAGAAGGAAGGGGCAGAGAGGAUAUGACUCCUGAACGAAACAGAACAGAAGAGCAUCAGCACACGGUUGAUCCUAAAGACACCGCAACAGCAGCAGCAUCACCCACAAAAGGGAAAGAGCAGAAUGCAGUGAGAUCGAGGAUAAUGAAGCUGAAUGACAAGCUGAAGAGAAUGAAUUCAUAUUCGUCACUGCUAAAUAUCAUGAAUCUCAUGUCUCUUACUUGGCAUCUGGUUUAUUUGACCCAACGAGUUCAACGCAGUUGCUAAACCAAAUACUAUUAGUAAUUGUUGUUUUCUGUGUUGGUGUUUGUAAUGAUGUGUUGAUAUUUGCAAAGACUUUAGUCUCUAGAUUUGUAUCUUUCGGGUUUAUGAAUACAUGCAGUGUCUGUCAGUCCUUGCAGUAAAGCAUAUUUAAUUUGUGUUAAGCUGCUAGUCUGAAACU